This is a messenger RNA of Spirodela intermedia, 5844 nucleotides long. The record is from the annotation of a GenBank genome assembly. NCBI's taxonomy places the organism in Eukaryota, Viridiplantae, Streptophyta, Magnoliopsida, Alismatales, Araceae.
AUGGCGGGGAAUGAGUGGAUCAAUGGAUACCUGGAGGCCAUCCUGGACAGUGGCGCCGCUGCGAUCUCCGGCGAUGAGCAUGGCCAACAGAGGGGGAUGACGUCCCCGGCGUACUUGAAAGAGAGCCCUCGAGGAGGUGGCGCCACCGCUGCAGGCGCCGGAGCCGGGAUCGACGAGCUCAACACAACGAGGUACUUCGUCGAGGAGGUGGUGACGGGAGUCGAUGAGACCGACCUCCAUCGGACGUGGAUCAAGGUGGUCGCCACCCGCAACACACGUGAGCGGAGCUCCCGCCUCGAGAACAUGUGCUGGCGUAUCUGGAACCUCACCCGCAAGAAGAAGCAGGUCCCCCCUCCAUCUUCCUCGGCCGAAUUCAUCGCCUUCUCCGUGUCUCUGCGCGCGCAUUUUCUGAAGUUUAUGCUUCUAAUAAUUGGGAGACGUAAUUUUAUAUACAUUGCACACUCAUUGUUUUUUAUUGUACUUUUGAAUAGAUGUUUGUUUCCUUUCAUUGGAAUUAAUAUAAAUUAUACGGCAGCCAGAGCUGGGACUAGGUUUUUACUGGGAAAACGCCUUGAAAAUUUUUGUGAAGUCAAGAGAAAUAGUCGCAUAAAUAGUAUGAAAUCGACUCAGAGAAAUCGUCAGGACCUUCUUAGCAAGUAAGUUGCGUCCAUUUUGGGGAAGCAUCAAUAUUAUGCAUUCAUUUCUUACUAGAGAAAUGGAGAUGUCUGGUCUUCUGGGGUGAUCUGGUUCUUCGGUCAGGAGUUCCAACCUUGGAAAUGCUGCAUUCUUGUGAUUCAAAAUAAUGCCGAAUUAUCUUGCCAUGGGAAAAUAGAGCACUCGUGAGUUUUGUUCUUCAUUCCUUCUCAUCAUGCAUUGUCGUUCAUGAUCUUUUUUGUUCCCAUGAAAAGGGAGCUGUUCUUCAGUAAAUGUUGGAAUUCCGAGUUUUAUAUAGCAGCAUAAGUAUGUCAGGGGAAAAUGAAGGUUUUAUUUCUGUGUAAUAGUGAUGUUUCUUAUUCAUCAGAUCUCUAAGAUUUCUGGACUUAAGUUUUUAUUUUUGAUGAACAUCAGAAGACAGGAGCUCGAGCUUUUUUCCACCUACAAGGAUCCUUUCGCCUUCGUUUAAUCUUAUCAUUCAUUGAACAUAUUCAGACAUAGGAGUAGUGUAUAUGUGGGAACAAAAAUUGUGUAGUCAUACUAAGCGAAUGAAUAUGAUUGGAUAAUUGAUCUCUGAGAAUCGUAUGCAUGUAUAUGAACAAUGAACAGCUUGAGGCGGAAAAUCUCCAACGAACGGCUUGUCGGAGGUUGGAGAGGGAACAGGGGCGGAAGGAUGCUACUGAGGACAUGUCAGAAGACAUGUCGGAGGGGGAGAGGGGGGACACAGUUGUAGAGAUUGUACAGGCUGAAACUCCAAGGAAAAAAUUUCGAAGGAACUUUUCCGAUCUCCAAGUCUGGUCCGACGAUAACAAGGGGAAGAAGCUCUACAUUGUGCUUAUUAGGUACAUAUUCUCUUUUCUAAAUUUACUCUCUUUCUCUCUCUUUUUGUUUGAUCAGAGCCAACAAGUGUAAGAGCCUUCUGAAGGAGAUUACAUUCUUGCGGACAAAUACUGUCUACUCACUAGGUUACAAAUCUUCUGUGGUCUCCGUAUAAAUCUGAUUUAAGCACUAAUUCCUCCUGCGCAUUCUCCAGCUUGCAUGGCCUUGUGCGGGGGGAGAACAUGGAGCUCGGCCGAGAUUCAGACACAGGGGGGCAGGUAGCACUGAUUCAGGCAUUUACUUAAAUGACGAGAAGAAAAGAACUAAGAUCUGACUUUUCCUAUUUCCCCAUGAAAAUUCAGGUCAAGUACGUGGUGGAGCUCGCCAGAGCGCUUGCAAGGAUGCCUGGCGUAUACAGGGUGGACCUCUUCACUCGUCAGAUAUCAUCCCCUGAGGUGGACUGGAGCUACGGAGAGCCCACAGAGAUGUUGACCGCAGGACCAGAGGAUGCAGAUGGGAAUGAGGCUGGGGAGAGCGCUGGAGCCUACAUAAUCCGCAUUCCAUUCGGGCCAAGGGACAAGUACCUGCCCAAGGAGCUCCUCUGGCCUUAUAUUCAGGAGUUCGUCGAUGGGGCUCUGGCCCACAUCCUCAACAUGUCCAAGGUUCUGGGGGAGCAGAUUGGUGGGGGGCAGCCAGUCUGGCCUUAUGUUAUUCAUGGGCACUAUGCGGAUGCAGGAGACAGCGCUGCCCUUCUCUCUGGCGCUCUUAAUGUUCCCAUGGUGCUUACGGGUCAUUCACUUGGGAGGAACAAAUUAGAGCAGCUUCUCAAGCAGGGGCGCCAGUCGAUGGAGGACAUCAACGCGACUUACAAGAUCAUGCGGCGGAUAGAAGCCGAAGAGCUCUCCCUGGACGCCGCCGAGCUCGUGAUCACGAGCACCAAGCAGGAGAUUGAGCAGCAAUGGGGUCUGUAUGAUGGGUUUGACGUGAAGCUCGAGAAGGUGCUGAGGGCCCGAUCCAGAAGGGGAGUCAGCUGCCAUGGUCGCUACAUGCCGAGGAUGGUGGUAAGUAUGAUCUCUCGAGCUUCAUUAUUGACUUCAUGAUUUGAAGCAGCACAUGGGCACGUAGGUAUGUGAAGAAUGAUGCACCAAAGAAAUGGCUCAAAUGUGUGCCGUCCUCCGGAAUGCAGCCUCCAUAUGUUUCGGAAGCUCCUAUACGAACAAAUGCGCAUCGUGUUUGACUUGAAGGAAUUCCCUGAGAAUUCCAUCUAUGGUUCAAACUUCAGCAAAAAUCAUGCAUGUCACUCCCAAAUUUAGUAAAUACAUCAUGUUCAGGAUCAAACUUGUGGUUGGAGACAGCAUCCUCUAACCAUUUCUCUCUUUUGUAAGGUAGAAUAAAUCAAACUUAGCGAACUGUCUGCAACUAUACCGAAACAGCGAAGAGUGUACAGUCCUGAUUGCGUUUGCAACAACUUGUGAUUCAUUUUUGUGAUAAAAUGGCAGUUUUAAAUCUUCAAACUUGCUUCUUUCCUUAGGUUAUCUGGCCUGGUAUGGAUUUCAGUAGCGUCACAGCUCAGGAAGACGCAUCCGAACCAGAUGGAGAAGCUGGAACAGCAUCCGCUGUUAGCGAAGGAAGCUCUCCCAGGGCACUUCCGCCGAUAUGGUCCGAGGCAAGUAAACCCCAUCAAGUGAAAGCCUGUUCUCUUUCCUCUAUCUGAGGGGCAUCUGAUGAACCCGUCUCUUUUUUUCCUUUUUUGUGCCCUUUUUUUCUUUUUAAGGUAAUACGCUUCCUCUCCAACCCUCACAAACCGAUGAUCCUGGCCCUGUCAAGACCCGACCCCAAGAAGAACAUCACCACCCUCUUGAAGGCCUACGGGGAAUGCCGCCCCCUGAGAGAUCUAGCAAAUCUGGUAAGAAAUUCAAAAUUUUACCCAGAAACCCAUUUAAAUCUUCGCCAUUAACUCACGAUUUUUCCUUCUUCAGACGCUGAUAAUGGGGAACAGGGACGACAUCGACGAGAUGUCCCCCGGCAACGCGACUGUCCUCACCACUGUUCUCAAGCUAAUCGAUAAGUACGACCUCUACGGGCUGGUCGCCUACCCGAAGCACCACAAGCAGUCUGACGUCCCCGAUAUUUACCGGCUUGCGGCAAAUACAAAGGUUCGUAUAAAUGAAAUGCAUAAUUUCCUCAAAGUGGAAGGCCUUUGGGUAACAGAAUCUGAAUUCUUGCUGGAAACGGAAACAUUAUUUCAGGGCGUCUUCAUAAACCCAGCUCUGGUCGAGCCAUUCGGCCUCACUUUGAUCGAGGUCCGCGCUAUUUUCUCACCGAUUGGGGUUUUUCACCGCAAAAUAAAUAAAUAAAUCUAAAGUGGCUUCCUCGAAAAUACACAGGCUGCUGCCCACGGGCUCCCAAUGGUGGCCACCAAGAACGGAGGCCCGGUGGACAUUCAUCAGGUAAAUAUCUCUGCUCUCAAGGGCCCGCCGCUGAGCCCGCCCGGGGGGGGGGCAUCUUUUCGCGCUUUCCACCGUGCCUCAUUCUUCUCCGUGUACUUCCAGGCUCUGAACAACGGGCUACUGGUGGACCCACACGACCAGGCGGGAAUCGCCGACGCGCUGCUGAACUUGCUGGUGGAGAGGGCCACGUGGCACGAGUGCCGCCGCAACGGGUGGAGGAAUGCCCACCUCUUCUCCUGGCCUGAGCACUGCCGCACUUACCUUACCAGGGUGGCCGCUUGCCGCAUGAGGCACCCGCAGUGGCAGCCGGACACCCCGCUGGACGAUGUCGCCGCCGGCGAGUCCCUCGGGGACUCCCUCAAGGACGUCAACGAGUCCUUCCUCCGCCUCUCCGCCGACGGCGACAAGACCUCCCUCAACGGCACGCCGGAGCAAGACCCACAAGAACCGGGGACGGCGCCGCCGGAGCUGGAUGACCAGGUGAAUAAGAUCCUCAGCCAGAUCCGACGACCCUCUUUUGUUGUUGAUUCGCAGCCCGUCCCCCCGCCGAAUGCGGCGGCGCUGAGCAACUAUCCGCUCCUCCGCCGGCGGCGGCGGCUCUUCGUGGUGGCGCUGGACUGUUACGACGACUGCGGGCGGCCGGAGAGGACAAUGGUGCAGACGAUCCAGGAGGUGUUCAGGGCCGUCAGGCUCGACUCCCAGCUGGCCAGAAUCUCGGGCUUCGCCCUCUCCACCGCCAUGCCCAUCUCGGAGACGCUGGAGCUGCUAAGAUCCGGGAGGAUUCUGCCCACCGAGUUCGACGCCAUCAUCUGCGGCAGCGGAAGCGAGGUCUUCUACCCCGGUACCUACCGGUGCAACGAGGAAGACGGGAAGCUCUGCCCGGAUUCCGACUACGCCUCGCACAUUGAGUACCGGUGGGAUUACGACGGCGUGAGGAGGACCUUGGCGAAGCUGAUGAGAGCCAAGGAAGGGGAGAAAAACGGUGAAGAAUCUCAGAGAAAAGUCAGCACAGAUGAAGGCGUUCACGAAGAUCUGAAAUCAUGCAGCCCCUACUGCGUCUCCUUCCUCAUCAAAAACCCUUCUAGGGUAGGUUUACCCCCAUAAAGGGUUUCUCUCCUUCUUUCUUUUCUUCUGACAAAAAUCUUAUUUUUUUAGCAUAAAUUUUUCCUUGAGUUUAUGAAAAAAAACUUGUUCUUGCCGCUGAUGGCAGGCGAGGAGAGUUGACUACUUGAGGAAGAAGCUCAGGAUGCGGGGUCUCCGCUGCCACUUGAUGUACUGCAGGAAUUCCACCCGCCUGCAAGCUAUCCCCCUUCUUGCUUCGCGGUCUCAGGCGCUCAGGUAUUCCGAUCACAGACUGCUUAAUAUUAAUGCAUCUGGAAAAUUAUGAUAUUUUUGUGAUCCAGUUUUUACCCAUUUUGACGCCUCUUUUUCGGAGAAAUCGGACGAUUUCGGGCAUAUGAUUGAGAAAUUAAUGCAAUAUAUUUGGUGGUUUUACCAACUUUGAUGUAUGUUCUUCGGAUAAAAUUGACCGUUUCGAUCUAUCUGCUUCAUGCUCUUCAAGAAAAAGAAAAAAGAAGAAAAAAAUAAAUCAUCCACCUUCGGCGGAGAUUUUAGCUUGAAUUGAUCCUGCAGGUACCUGUUCGUGAGAUGGGGCCUGAAUGUUGCCAACAUGUUCGUGAUCCUCGGCGAGAAAGGCGACACGGAUCACGAAGAAAUGAUAGCCGGAUCCCACAAGACCAUUGUCCUCCAGGGCAUCGUCGAGAGGGGCUCGGAGGAGCUGCUGAGAACGGCGGGGAGCUACCAGAAGGACGACAUCGUCCCCGGCGAGAGCCCGCUCACCAUCCACACCAGCGGCGGCCUGAAGACGGAGCACAUCUUGAGUGCUCUCAGGGAGGUAUCCAAGGCUUCCAGCGGCAGAUAG